AUGAAGUCUGCUUUAACAUCAGUGGUCGUAGCCAUUGUGCAUGUCGGCAUUGCUCUUGGUGUUGAUGCGCCAAAGGCUGCCGAGUACAUCUGGCCGUCCGCAUCUGACUUCCUCGAGUCGCAGCUCUACGAACAGGUCGGCAACGAUAUCACAUCCAUUGCCCAAUUCGUUGUUCCAUGCGGAACCACGCCUCUGGCUACUGGUCGCAACAUCAACGCUGAGUGGGUGCGAACGGUAUACCAUGAUGUGGCAACGGCCGAUGUUGUCGCUGGCACCGGUGGUGUUGAUGCGUCGAUUGGUUUUGAGAUGGACCGCCCAGAGAAUGCCGGCCCAGUUGCUUUCAAUGAAACAUUACAGUUUCUUCGCGGAAGUCUCACUGCACAAUCUUCCAUGGCUGACCUCUUGACUAUUGGUCUUAUUACCUCCAUAGGUAGCUGCUCAGCUGGCAAGGUCAUUGUGCCGUUCCGUGGCGGACGAAUCGAUGCCACUGGUGCUGGACCAAGCGGCGUCCCUAAGCCCGACGAGACAAUUGAGAGCCAUACUGCUGCUUUCAAGCGCAUGGGCUUGAAUCGGGAUGAAAUGAUUGGCUUGAUUGCAUGUGGACAUACUAUGGGAGGCGUUCAUGGCAAAGAUUUCCCUGAAAUUGUCGACAAGCCUGCAUCUGGACCUGAUGACCACGAUCGAACCCAAGAUUUUGAUACAACAGGCAGUGGAACCAGCUCAUUUGACAACAAGAUUGCCACGGAGUUCGUUGCCAAUGUUACCCAAAACCCUCUCGCCUUUGGCAAAAACGACACGACCAACUCGGAUAAGCGCAUUUUUAACUCUGAUGGUCGCAAGGCAAUCACCAAGCUAGCUUCGUCGCCGGAUGUAUUCUUCCAAACCUGUCAGACUCUCCUUGAGAAAAUGGUCAACAUUGUUCCCAAGACAGUAACACUCGCCAGUUCGCCCUUGCAUCCCAUUGACGUUAAGCCAGGUCGCCUAUUUGGUCAGAUCAACGACAACAAAACGAUGACUCUCAGUGGUAAUAUUCGGCUUCGCGAGCCGUCCAUUGGACCUAACCCGGACCGAACUGUAAAGAUACAAUUCCGUCCUCGCGGUUCCACACAAACUUGUGCACAAUCUAAAGCAUGCUUGUCCGCGGCUGUUACUGCUGACGAAGGGUCUUGGACUGCCUCUCAGUAUGAACCCAUUGCAUUCAAACGUUAUCCGUUCUCGGUAAAGGUUGGCCUGUCAAGGGGAGUAUCCAGCUUCGAGGUUGUCGUCAGUGACAAGCAGGAUAAUGGCAAGAUCAAGACGACUACGUACACAAAUGGAGGUGCCGGUUUUCCUUUUGAUGAUACUCUUUUGACACAGCCCAAGCUUUCCUGUGCCGAACAGAAUAGCAAAGGUGCUCUUACCUUGACCGUUGCUGUUCGAGACGACGCUAAACUUAGCUCUCUCAAGGGAUCCAUCCAGAUGCCUUCAUCUCUAACUGCCCUCGUUCCCAAGGUUCAGACCAAGGCUCUCACAUUUUCCAAGACAACUGGUGUUGCCGGCUCCGGGUACACAUUUUACAAAGCCUCCCACACCGAUAUGCCCGGUACCUACACUCGUACCUACAAUUUGGUGGCUUCUGAUGGCAAAAAGACAGUUCAGAAGCUUUUCCAAGAUUUUUCUGGACUUGAUAGCUGCUAA
Messenger RNA from [Torrubiella] hemipterigena, 1677 nucleotides. The record is from the annotation of a GenBank genome assembly. Lineage: Eukaryota; Fungi; Ascomycota; Sordariomycetes; Hypocreales; Clavicipitaceae.